UUGAGCCUGGGAACUUUUUUUUUUAUAUAUAUAUAUUGUCUUCUAUUGUCACCCACUCAUACUGAGGAGACUUUUUAAUGGAAUGCUUCUUGGAAGAUCCUUGAGGACAAAAAUAACUGAAAAUAAAAGCUGUCUCCCUAGUUUAGCUGUGUAAUCCACAUCUACCUACUUAUCACUCUGAAAAAUUGCCACAAUGACAGACCCUGCCAUGGUAGAUCACAUGACCCGACUGAAACUCAGACUCCUGGAGAAGAAACUAGAAAACGAACGUGAGACCCUGGAGAAUGUUGAGUCCCCCCUCUCCACAGCAAGGAGUAGCGAUGGACAUGAGGACGCACUGCAGAACGCACUGAGACGAAGGAAAGACCUCCUGCAGAAGCUUAGGGAGCAGCACCUUUUGGAAGAAUUUUCACAGCCCUAUAUGUUGGCAGGAGGCCACAGAAAGAACUACAGACCUAAGCCAGUACCUGUUUACCAGCCGUCCCCUCUGGCACCUGCACCAGAACCACCAAGGAUCAUCCAGCAGACAAUGCCUCAGCAACCUGCAACCAUCAUCCAACAGUUACCUCAGCAGCCACCUCUCAUCACACAGAUCCCGCCUCCACAGCCCCUCCCGGUCCCCCGUUCUGGAAGCAUUAAGGAAGACAUGGUGGAGAUGAUGUUGAUGCAGAACGCUCAGAUGCACCAGAUCAUUAUGCAGAACAUGAUGCUGAAAGCUCUGCCACCGAUGGCGUUCUCACAGCCCGGUGGGACCGGGCCUCCCUUGCUGCAGCACACCCAGCAGGAUCCCCAGUUUGCUGCUCCAGUUGUUGUGAAAGCAGAAAAACCAAGGCCAUCCACAGUGCAUCAUCACCACCAUUACCCUUCCCCAGGAGUGCAGGCCAUUCCUUCUCAGCUGCCCCCAGUUGGCUACUCCAUGUGGCCCCCUGUGAUGCCAUCCAGCCUCAUGGGACAGACUGGAGGAUUCCCAUCCGCUGUGCAUCACAUGUCUGGCCCAACUAGCACCUUCCCUGCAAUGCACACUGUAGUACCCGAUGGACUCCUCCACAGCCUGCCCCCGGGUUUGUAGACUCCUCAAGCCUCUAGCAAAGGUGGCUAGUGAGUGGACAUGGACUGUAUGCGUCACCCAUGCACGUGGAGCAUAGCAUCACUGGAGACGACUUUCUUUAGAGAGUUCCUAAAAGAUUCUGGCUGACAGGAAUCUGCUUUAUAAAUAGUCACGUGCCAUUAGUGAAGCUGACAACCAAGGGAGAGGUAGCAGAACUGUGUAAUAAACU
This is a messenger RNA of Malaclemys terrapin pileata, 1277 nucleotides long. RefSeq names its product chromosome 11 C21orf58 homolog (gene C11H21orf58). The record is from RefSeq and is a predicted model, not a curated record. The transcript is spliced from 9 exons. The coding region runs from base 194 to 1069 and encodes 291 amino acids. NCBI's taxonomy places the organism in Eukaryota, Metazoa, Chordata, Testudines, Emydidae.